CACACGUGAAACAGUUUCGUAGGACAGAAAUUUCGGAUUUUGGGGCCAAAGUAAAAAAUGCCAAUCGACCAGAAGCGCAUCAAUGGACCGGAAGGGUCGCUGCCAUACCAGAUCUUCGGCAGUACGCGUGAUAAAGCGUUCCAGGUCCGACUGGAGGAUGUUCUGGACCCGACCACCGGCAACCGAAAGUGCAACCGUCAAGACACCGAAUCCCGGAAGUAUUUUAUGAAGCUGGGAGUGGUCUCGACGGCCAAGGGGUCCGCCUACCUGGAACUGGGCAACACCAAGGUCAUCGUUUCGGUGUUUGACCCGCGGGAAAUUCCCAAGCAGAACACGUUCCGGGAGUUGGGCGAGCUGUACUGCGACCUGAAGUUUUCCCCGUUUGCCUGUGUCCACCGGAAGAACCCGCAGACGGACGCCGAGGAGCGGUCACUUGCGGCGGCCAUGACGAAAGCCCUGCAGCCGGUUGUGUGUCGGCAUCUCUUUCCCAACUUCCAGAUUGACAUCUUUGCAAACGUGCUCGAGGAUGACGGAUCGGUGCUGGGAGCGGUCAUAACUGCGGCCGGACUUGCGUUGAGCGACGCGACCAUUUCGAUGUUCGACAUCGUGACGGCCACGACGGUGGCCGUGUACGGGGACCGGAUCUAUCUGGAUCCGACGCUCGCGGAGGAGAGACUCUGCCUGGAAGGUAGUCGGAGCGGGAACCACGGCGUCAUUACGCUGGCCAAGCUGCACACCCUGGACCAGACGUCGGAGAUUCGGCUUGCGGGGAACGUUUCGUUGGAUCUGCUGAAGAACGCUUGCCAGCGAUUGAACGAGGCCAACAACGACGUGGCGCCGGUUGUCCAGCAAAUGCUAGUCAGCAAGGUUCAAAAGCACAUGAGCGAAAUCGAGGCGGAAGAGGUGGACGACGAAGAACCAGAGGACAAGGAAGAUCUGGAGACUUCCGGUGUCAUCAACGAAUAAAAAGAAUCAAAAUUACUUCAAA
Culex pipiens pallens (northern house mosquito) is the source of this 988-nucleotide messenger RNA. RefSeq names its product exosome complex component MTR3 (gene Mtr3). Gene Ontology annotation, cellular component: nucleolus; cytoplasmic exosome (RNase complex); nuclear exosome (RNase complex). The transcript is spliced from 2 exons. NCBI's taxonomy places the organism in Eukaryota, Metazoa, Arthropoda, Insecta, Diptera, Culicidae. The record is from RefSeq and is a predicted model, not a curated record. Gene Ontology annotation, biological process: poly(A)-dependent snoRNA 3'-end processing; rRNA catabolic process; U4 snRNA 3'-end processing. The coding region runs from base 58 to 966 and encodes 302 amino acids.